CUACUUUGAGGGAUAGGAGGUGACUCUUAGGAGUUGAAUUCUCACCAACAGUGUUUUGGAGUUGUCAGCCAGAGUCAGCAAAAACAGGAUAGAGCAAACGAUGGAGUCGAUAUGGGUGGAAAUUACCGAACAGCCCCAGCAAAACGCCACUCGUUAUCGGUACAAGUGCGAGGGAAAGUGUGCUGGUUCGAUACCCGGUGUGAACAAUACCGAGCACCGGAAGUCCUUUCCGACGAUUAAGGUGCACGGAUUCACGGGAAAAGCAACGGUGACGGUGUCCUGUGUAAUGGCCAGCUAUCCUCAUCGCGUCCAUCCGCAUGGCGUUGUGGGAAAGAACUGCAAACAGGGCAUCUACAAGGCCGUUAUCGAGGAUUGCCGAAUGAGCGUGGCUUUCAGCAAUCUCGGAAUUCGAUGCAUUCGGAGGAAAGCAAUCCCCGAGGCGCUUCUGAAGCGACAACAACUUGGCGUCGAUCCUUAUGGCGGUGGCUACAAUCAUGCCGAUUCGAUCACGAACAAAGAUCUUAGCAGCAUUCGGUUGUGUUUCGAAGUGGUUCUGGAAACUAAGAACGGAUUUACGCAUCGACUCCAGCCGGUCGUUUCUGACGUUAUCUACGAUAAGAAAACUCUUGAUAAGCUGGUUAUCUGUGAGCUGAGUCGCUUCAGUUCACCCGUCCGUGGUGGAAAGUUGAUCAUAAUGACGUGUGAGAAAAUCAGCAAAACCGACAUAGGGAUUCGAUUCUUUGAGCAAUCGGCCGAUGGCAGACAAAUCUGGCAGGAUUUUGGCAUUUUCCAACCGACUAAUGUUCACAAAAAACUUGCAAUUGCCUUCCGUACUCCACCGUAUGCUCACGCUGGAAUAACUAAGCCUGUUAAGGUGCAAGUUCAGCUGUUUAGACCAUCAGAUGGCUUGGAAAGUAAAGCAGUGUCAUUUGAAUACUAUCCAAAUAGAACUUAUACUAACUCGCCCAACGAUCAGGUCACAUUUCUCCCAGACCUUAAAGAAAUAUGCGAAGAUUUACCCAGUUUAGACCAAUAUCUGGCCAUCAAAACAGAUGCCGUUCAAUCAAUGGAUACUUCCAGCUUCGAUGACGGUAUUCCCAAUGAAAGCACGCUCAGUGCUACACCAGAAGUAGAUUCGGAGGAAGAAGAGAAUCAAACCUGGUAUAAGCUGUGACGCUGAAUUAUCGAUCAACGAAGUUCCGAAAAUUGAAUCGAUGUUCACAUUAUCACAGAUGUUCUCAAUGAUUUAGACCAGUGUAAGGAAUAUUAGGUUGUGGGAUAUUAUUUAAUUCAGUUGUUAAGUUUCAAUUACCGCAAAUUCUACAAUUUAGAUCAACUUGUUCGUUAACGUCACUUCGUUCGCUGCACACACAUAAUUUUAUAAACUAUGAACACUGCCA
Molecule: messenger RNA, 1400 nt
Organism: Uranotaenia lowii
Lineage: Eukaryota; Metazoa; Arthropoda; Insecta; Diptera; Culicidae
Product: embryonic polarity protein dorsal-like
Exons: 5
Coding region: 101-1174 (357 amino acids)
Biological process (GO): response to cytokine; innate immune response; canonical NF-kappaB signal transduction
Cellular component (GO): cytoplasm
Molecular function (GO): DNA-binding transcription factor activity; DNA binding
Source: RefSeq, a predicted model, not a curated record